This is a messenger RNA of Tricharina praecox, 386 nucleotides long. RefSeq lists its product as uncharacterized. The coding region runs from base 102 to 308 and encodes 68 amino acids. The transcript has a single exon. Lineage: Eukaryota; Fungi; Ascomycota; Pezizomycetes; Pezizales; Pyronemataceae. The record is from RefSeq and is a predicted model, not a curated record.
UUUUCUUUUCCUGUUUUGCUGUUUUUUUUUUUUUUUUUUUGUUUUAUGAGACCGCACGAAACAUGGGGUACUUUUUUGCAAUUGUGCUCGAUUAAUCCUCCAUGCCUAUCUAUGCUGCGUGUUGUUCUGUGUCUUUGAUUCUUUGCCCCUACCUAUUUCUUUUCCUCUUCUUGAUACCACUACUACUAUACCUACUCUAUGCUACGCCUUGUAUGAUUUCCAUUCUUCUUCUUCUUCUUCUUACUCUUCUUCUACUUCUGCUUCACACUUCUUGUCUUAUCACCAUAGCAUUAUCACUCUACUGCUGAGUGGAAUUAGUAUUCAUUCAUCUGUAUUCAUCUGUAUCUUCAAAGUUCAAUUCAAUUCAAGGAAGUUAUCCAUCCUCA